This is a messenger RNA of Bombus pascuorum, 3004 nucleotides long. RefSeq lists its product as uncharacterized. The transcript is spliced from 4 exons. The record is from RefSeq and is a predicted model, not a curated record. Lineage: Eukaryota; Metazoa; Arthropoda; Insecta; Hymenoptera; Apidae. Bases 1306 to 2487 code for a protein of 393 amino acids.
CGGUUCGUAGCUUGCCUUUGUUUUCUCUGUCUUUAGUCUCACGUGUUUUUCUUCGUCUACUUCUUCUGCACUUCCUUUGCUUGUUCGUUGAGUAAGCGAAGCGAACGCUUUGAGGUAGCCGCCGCGUUUCAGAUCGGUCGAGGCGACGCGACCGCGACGCACGAAACGACGUACCGGGCGACGCACCAACGAGAUACCUCACUGCGGUCCGUGCCUCGGCAAAAGUGACAAGGCCCCGGUAAUUAUAACGGGUGGCGCAAAAAAAACAACGCUUCUCGUCUACUCGCCGCGCGUCUCUCGUUUCGUCCAGUAUGCACUCGGACAUGCAACUCGAUAAGCAACAUUAUCCGCGGAGUCCUUCUCCGUGGUAUUCUCCUUUUCGUAGAUUGUUCGCGUGAUUUCCACGAUCUUGAUAAAAUAUAAUCCACGCAGAGUUCGUCGAUCGAACCAGUCAUUUCUAACGCGCGACGGAAAUCGGACGUUGGAUUCGCUGGAAUUAUUGAAUUACGCGGAGCUUCAAUAAAAUCAAUGAACGCUAUCCAAUGAACGCUGAAUAUUGAAUUUUCAUCCUCACCGUCGUCGAUCACCAACGGUAAAUCAAUUACGUAAUAAAAAUAAAUGAAAUGCAAACUUCCAAUUUGUGCAUACAAUAUGGUUGUAGAACCUCUAAUUGUAAAAUUAUAUUAUCAUUUACUUAGCCGGGUCGAUCAACUUGGUUCCUACUUUUUGGAAACGCACGAAUUACAGGCAGCAAUAAAUAGUCUUUUAAUGCAAAAUAAUGACUCAAAAUUGCUAUUGAGAAUUACAUAUACAUAAUUCUUUGUAAUUGUGUUCUUAAGAUUUAAGAUUAAAACAAAAUAAGUCGAGAAAUUGACAGUUAAAUACAUUUUGAUAUGAUUGCAAAUAGAUGUAUGCGAUAUGUCAUUAGUUGUUAUUGAUAUUUAACUUAUUAAUAAUUUAUUUUUCUGAAAAAAUGAUUUACGCUCAUAUCGUAUAUGUGGCGACACCUAUCAUCCAUGAGAGGAAGGUAUAAUGUUUCAUUGUCAGCAAGAAGAUGGCGGUAAAAUAAAAUAAACAAUAUCCAAUUGCUGGUAACAUUUUUUGCAUACAUACAAAAAACAUAAAUGGAUUUAAAAUAAACAUUUAACGAAAGUUUUUUAAAAAAUCACUUAAAUGUCACAUUAAAUACACGAAUUACUUCGUGAUCUUUCAGAUCUAAAACACUAAAGAAAGCUUUCAUAUUCGCAAUUUAUUAUAUAAAGAUAAUCGAACAGGUAAUAUAUAUCGUUUCAUGGUAGUUUAUCAAUGGAAAACCAUACGCAAGCUAUUUCAUUCGCGAAUAGUUAUUUCGCUUUGGUCGAUGGUCUUGUUUCUGGUUUAGAAAGUCAGCUCUCGGAGGAUGUGGUCCUCUAUUGGUUUGGCAGUUUGAUCAAAGGCAGGAAACAUGUGUCUACCUUCUUGCAAGGUCGUAAACAAAAUUCAAGGCAUAUAUUCUCACAUAUUAUAUCGACCACUGAUAUCAGUUACGAAAAGGAAAGGUUAACUCGGGUUUUAUAUAGGAACAAAUUCUGUUCGUGUCAUUAUCGAAAGCAGCAAGAAUGUCAAACAAAACAUAAUAAUUUCGUCAAUGAUAAUAGUACAAUAUGCGAGCCGUUCCUCCAAGAAACGGAAACGUCGUUGUCGACGUGUGACGUCAUAACAGACGUUAAUCAUGACGAAAUCCAUGUGAAGGAAAUUAGCGCAGUGGACGAUACGUUUUAUAAUCUAAGCGAGGGUGAUCUCUGCAAUCUUUUCAAACUCGACAUCUUAUCGACCGACAUAGAAGAAAUCGAGCAUAGCAUUAAUAGGAUAAAAUUGAAAGAGGAAAUGGUACCAACCAUCAAGAGAAAGUAUAGUCAAAGAGAUAAACACGAUAUCGGUCAAGUUCAGUAUGUGGAGGCAAACGGCGAAGUAGAAUUCUCCCGAAAAUUUUGGAAACUAGGUUCCUGGAACACGUAUAUCUCGCGUCUCUCUACAGCUACUCUUCACACUUGGAGGCGGCCAUGUAAAUUGCAAAUUGCAUAUACCAUCUCGUCUCAAUGUAAAACCUUGGAACAAUCGUGUGAAACUAAAAAUGUCACGGUACGAUUCGUACAGCCUAAAGUCAGACUACCCAGUCUACAGGAGAUUAAUGAAAUUACUAGUAGACUAGUGCCCAAUACGAACGAGUUCGGUGGAUUUUUGAAGGAUGCGGAUUUCUUUGAGGAUUGUAAAAGCUUUCUAGAAAAUGUGAAAAUGGAAAUGCCAAUUAAUGAUACUUGUAUGCCAUUAUACACUGCUCAGUAUGCUAAAAAUAAACUUAUCUUUGAUAAACCGUCCACUAAUAUGGAUCGUCGCAAUGGUAAAGGCAAAAAAAAGUUCGUUUUUAAUUAUCAGAUUCAUCUGAUAAUAUAUCAGGAUAUUGAUAUAUGUAACAUGAACGAGUGUUGCACAAUUUUAAAAGAAUGAAAUUUGAAGAAGGGCAGAAGUAUAGCGCUUCAUGUGCAAAAAAUAAUUCCUUUUUCAGGUAGAUGAUAUCUUUGGAAAAAAAUUAAGAAACUGUUUCUUUUUUACUUUUACAAUUAGUAAAUAUUUUUCAUUAGUUUUCUUUAUUUUUUUGUAAGUUUACACGUAAAUUUACGUAGUUGCGAAUUUUGCGCUUACAAUGUACAUGAAGUACACAUAUUAAGUCUGUUUUUUCUGUUGUGAUAAACUGAAUGAUUUCGUGUUCGAAAAAUCGAGCUUAAAUGAACCAAUCACUAGAAAAUACUGCUUAAGUCAACAUGUUAUUUAAGUCAGUAAUAUUUGCCACGAUUACAGGUGAAUAACCUAUUAUAGCUUAUUCUUUAAAUACUCAAAGAUUUACGAAGACAACUGUAUUUCUCUCGUACAGUAUCAAAUCUGAGUUAAAAUAUGUUUUUUUAUUUAGCAUUAGGUAUGCAAUUUUUGUUUUCUUUUAACUUGAAUAAAAUCCAAUCUUGAAGAU